AUGGCGGACCGGCGGCGAAGAAGGAGACGCGCGUCGCAGGACAGCGAGGAGGACGAUGAGUCCGGUUCGGGCUCGGAGGGCGGAAUGCCCGGCUCACCGGCAACCAAGGACCGGAUAAGAGACCCGGAGCCCGCGGAGGCAGCAAGUGUCCGAGCCCCGGCGAAAAGCGACGUGGAGUCCGAGUGUGAGAGUGAAGAUGGGGUAGGAGAAGCGGUCUUGUCAGACUAUGAAAGUGCAGAUCCUGAGGAAAAUGGCUCACAUUCAGAGGCAGGAGAUGAGGAAGAGGAGGGGGAACACUACAGUGAAGAGGAAGCUCCAGCAGUGGCCAGCAAAGCCAAAGCCUCUGCUGUCCAAGGCCCUACACAGGGAGAAGAAGAGGAGGAGGAGGUGGUGGUGGUGGUGGUGGAGGAAGAAGAGGAGGGAAGGCGGAGUAAAGAGGAGGGCAAGACAAAGGAGAAAGGAAACCUAGCUGGAGAAAGACAGAGUGGAGAUGGACAGGAGUCGACAGAUGAUCCAGAGACCAAGCCAGGGGGAAAGCCCGGCCAGAAGCUCGAUGAUGACGAGGACAGGAAGAACCCUGCCUACAUCCCCAGAAAGGGCCUCUUCUUUGAACACGAUGUAAGGGGGCAUGCCCAGGAGGACGAGAGACCUAAAGGCCGUAACAGGAAGUUGUGGAAGGACGAGGGGCGCUGGGAACAUGACAGGUUCCGGGAGGAGGAGCAGGCGCCCAAGAGCAGAGAGGAACUUAUUGCCAUAUAUGGAUAUGACAUUCGCAAUGGGGGCGGGCCAGGGGAACGGCCAUACAGACAACGUCGACCCAGGUACAGCACAUCCCCUGGUAGAGACAAGCGCUGGAGAGAGGGGGGAGGAGGAGAAAGACCUGUCCGCUCAUGGCAGAGCGGGGGAGGAGGUCCCAGCCGGGGAAGUGUUCCCCCUCCUUCCUUCACCCAUUCCUCUUCCUCAUCCCACUCUCCUCUCACUGCCUCCUCCUCUCAACGCAACAACCACAGCUACACCCCCUCCAACAGGCUCCCUCCCUCCCAUCACCCUCCUCCCAACCGAAGCUUCCAGAGCAGUCGACCCUCUCAGAAUCAAGCACAGUCCCAGUACAGGAAUAAUGAAUCAAACGCACCUCAACAUCCUAGAGAGAGACAGGGUUCUAAGACUCAGUCCGAAGCUGCCCACAGCCACCGGCAGGGUUUUGCUUUGGUUGAAGGAGAAAGGGGCGGAGUCAACCGAGAGGUGCGUGGCGGAAGAGGAGGGCCUCCUUUGGUUGUGGAGGAAAUUUCUUGUCAUCAAGGGGAUUUGGAUGAAGAGGAGUCAGGGGUGACUAACACAACGACAGAAGUGUCACUGACGGCACAACCAGGUGCCUGCCAGUCGGUUUCGCCACAGCAACAACAAGAACACAGGGGCCGUGCGACGCGGUCCCGCCCUGCAUUGGCGUCCUCCUUCACCGUAGACUCCUCCCCUCAGUCAUCGUCAACUAAUCGGGAGGUUUCCCCUCCUGCUGAGCGGCCGGUGGAACGCAAGUCAUACUCGCUGGCACGCAGGACUCGCUCGCGGCCUGCAGACCUUGGGAGCAAGCAGCCUUCUGUCGAGGAGACAGCAGCUGUGGGGAGUGCUUCCUCUCCAGGGGUCACAGGGGGGAAGAGCUGGAUGGGGAGUGAUGGGUCUAACCAGGUAGUAGGAGGAAGUGGGCUGACUGGGUUGGAUUCAGAUAUGGCCCGGUUAAACUUGGGAGGACAGAACUGGACCCAGAAUCCGACGACAUACCUGCGUUCUGAGAUGAGGGGUCUCCCCAACCCUAUGCACAUGCCCAGCGGUCCGCCUCAGUUCUCUGGCAUGGAGGAGAUGGGUGUGGGUGCUAACCGGGCCAAGCGGUACUCCUCCCAGCGCCAGAGAGCAGUACCUGAGCCAACACCAACCAUGCACCUAGGGGUGAUGGAGGGCCACUACUAUGACACCAUGUCAUACCAGGGACCAAUCUAUGCUCACGGGGAUAGUGCUACACCCAUCCCACCUCAAGGAAUGCUGGUCCAGCCAGAGAUGCACAUCCCUCACCCUGGUCUCCAUCCUCACCAAUCAGGUGCCCCAAUGGCUAACCCUGCAAUCUAUGGAGGCCCGCCUGUUUCUCUAUCUCCUGGGCAACCCCAGCAACUUUUGGCUCCACCUUUCUACCCUCCUCCAGGGGUCAUGACCUUUCCAUAUCCAGCUAUGUACCCCAACCCACAGGCUCAGUCCCAAGUCUAUGGGGGUGUUACCUACUAUGACACAGUGCAGCAACAGGCUCAGCCCAAACCCUCACCCCCCCGGCGCUCCUCCCAGCCCGUUACUGUUAAGCCUCCCCCUCCAGAGGUGCCUUUUGCCUCAGAGUGACCGCUCCCCUCCUCCCCUCUCUCCUCCCCUUCCUCACCCCUUGACCUCCCCACCCAGUCUCAGCCGAAUCCACAGCCAGUCGCCACAGGAGCAGGGUGGGAUGGUUGGUGGGGAAUCUUGGUGUCCUAACAACCAGCGGCAAUAACAUCCGGGAGGGAGGGAAGGAGGGGUCUCAAGGAGGUUUGCAGUCAACUCAGAGCAUCAUUAGAGGAAUUUUUCUUCUCAUUUUACUGUUAUUUGAACCCAUAAAUUUCUUCCUGUUCAAACAAAUAACUGUUUGUCACUGGUGUUACGGGCAAGCCUGUUGCCAUGUAAAUGUCUCUCUGGGGCCGUGAAACGUGAUUAGGGGCUGACACCAUCAUGCAGUCAGUGUCAUGGGUUCCACCCCCACCGAUGAGUGUUUUGCUGAUGUCUCCUCAAGCAAAACACUGAACCUGCUACCCAAUGGCUCUGAACUAGAGUGUCAGGUUAAUCCUCCACUCUAAUCUGGGCUCCCUUCAGUUCAUGUUCAUAUCAACAUGUCAAGAGGAGCCACAACUCAUUUGCUGUUCAAGAGCAUCUGUUCUGUUUUAUUAAUGGGAUGAAUGUGACCCUGGUGUUAAGUUGAAUUGGUUGUCAGUUUUAAAAGUUGUUAUAUAUAUAUUUUUUAAUCAUUAACAGUUGUGUUUUCCUCAUGGGUUUGGUACGAUCGUUUUGCAUCAAGUUCUUGUCAACAUGUUCAUUUUUUCCAUCCAUCAUGAAUUGAAAGUGCUCCAGUCCCAUGUGGUUUAGUUUGGGACAACGUAUCUGUUAAGCAUAUAAUCUUUGACCUGAGCUGACCAGACUGUGCUCACUGUGCUUGUUUUUUGUUUUUUUUUCAUUGUUUUCAGUGUCAUAAUAACAAUGAUGACAAUGUUAUGUUUUUCUUGAUUGGUUGUGGAGAUUUUUUUUGUCCAGAAAGAGGAACAAUAAAGAGUAUA
Lampris incognitus (smalleye Pacific opah) is the source of this 3338-nucleotide messenger RNA. RefSeq names its product casc3 exon junction complex subunit (gene casc3). Gene Ontology annotation, cellular component: exon-exon junction complex. The coding region runs from base 1 to 2379 and encodes 792 amino acids. Lineage: Eukaryota; Metazoa; Chordata; Actinopteri; Lampriformes; Lampridae. The transcript has 13 exons. The record is from RefSeq and is a predicted model, not a curated record. Gene Ontology annotation, biological process: mRNA processing. Gene Ontology annotation, molecular function: mRNA binding.